AUGCUCCCGCGGUUUGGUAUCGGAGUCGGCGGAUCCGGGCCCGAAGACGCAGAGCGCAAGGACACGGAACGACAGGCAGCCCCAGCUCCGAUGCACAGCGGCAUUCACUGCCGCGCAUCGAUCAUCGCCCAAUGGGUGAACGACUGGCGCGCCACGGGGCUCCGCCCGAUCACACUGCAACUCGUCGAGACCGUUCCAUCACCCCUCCUCUCGGUGCCGUCCCCAUGGGGGCCCGAAUACGCCGAAAAUGACACCCGACGCGCGCGUGCGGCGCUCAAGGGUCUACCCACAGAGGUAGCUGCGGGGCUCGCGCGCGAGGACGACGACGUCGAACGGCGGUGGGCUGCCCCGCUGUGGGAGGCCCGGAAGGACUCCGGGUACCCUGCGGUGCGGCAGUCUUAG
Molecule: messenger RNA, 402 nt
Organism: Epithele typhae
Lineage: Eukaryota; Fungi; Basidiomycota; Agaricomycetes; Polyporales; Epitheliaceae
Exons: 3
Coding region: 1-402 (133 amino acids)
Source: RefSeq, a predicted model, not a curated record